This is a messenger RNA of Pseudozyma flocculosa PF-1, 1881 nucleotides long. RefSeq lists its product as uncharacterized. The transcript has a single exon. The record is from RefSeq and is a predicted model, not a curated record. Lineage: Eukaryota; Fungi; Basidiomycota; Ustilaginomycetes; Ustilaginales; Ustilaginaceae. Bases 1 to 1881 code for a protein of 626 amino acids. Gene Ontology annotation, cellular component: membrane.
AUGACGACGCUCAAUGUGCGUACGGGGCCGAUGCUCCGGUACGACACGGUCGACGUCGCGACGCACGUGUACCACGCCUACGCCAUGAUUGUAACCGACGAUGCGACGAGCGACUACUCGAUCGUGCCGACGCUGCGGCUGCGGUGGCAGGAGGUGGGCGCCGCGCACGGCUCGGCGCCCGCCGACGGCACCACGGCCAUCCGCGAGGACGACGCCACCGCCACGUCGCAGGCGGCGCGCAUCUACCAGUACCGCGGCGCCGAGGGCAGCUUCACCUUUUGGCGCUUCAAGAUCGAGAUCCCCAUGGCCGACACCCAGCUCGCCGUCGCCUACAGCAUCGAGGGCGAGGCGCACCCGGACUCUAAGUCCGAGGCCAUCCGCGGCAUGACGGGCCACACCUUCUUUGUGCCCGCCCGCGACCAAAACUUCCGCUGGGCGGGUCACAGCUGCAACGGCUUCAGCGCCAGCGUCGACGAGUCCGAGUUCAACGGCCCCAACCCGCUGUGGGACGACAUGCUGCGCGAGCACGCCCGCUCGCCCUUCCACGCCGUCGUCGGCGGCGGAGACCAGAUCUACUGCGACAAGCUCGUCCGCGAGCCCGAGAUCCAGCCGUGGAACGACGAAAAGGACCCAAAGAAGCGCAUGGCCACGCCCCUCACCGACGAGAUCCGCACCGCCAUCGACCGGUUCAUGUUCAAUUGGUACUGCCAGUGGUUUGGCACCGGGUCCUUUGCUCAGGCCAUCGCUCAGAUCCCCAUGAUCAACAUGCUCGACGACCACGACCUCAUCGACGGCUUCGGCACCUACCCGGACGACCUCAUGAUGGCGCCCGUCUUCAACUACAUCGGCACGCGCGGCUACUUUUUCUUCCUCCUCUUCCAGCUGUUUGUCGUCGACGACAUCGACGGCACCUCGGAGACCGACCACCCCAACCGCAGCAUGAUCAUCGGCGGAAAGGGCGUCUACAUGCCCUGGUACAACCACAGCCUCCUGUGCUACCUCGGCCCCAAGCAGUACAUCCUCCUCGUCGACUGCCGCUCCGAACGCAAGGUCGACCAGAUCUGCACCGAGUACACCUACGGCCGCGUCUUCGACGCCAUCCGCCGCAUGCCCCCCGGCGUCGAGCACCUCACCAUCCUCCUCGGCGUGCCCCUCGCCUACCCGCGCAUGGUCUUCCUCGAACGCACCCUCUCCUCGUCCCUCAACCCCAUCGUCAUGCUCGCAAAGGGCCUCUCGCCAGGCUUCACCAACAACUUUAACGGACAGGUUGAGCUCCUCGACGACCUCGGGGACCACUGGUGUGCCGGUCCGCACAAACGGGAAAGGAACGCACUUAUUUCGGCGGUCCAGGACAUCGCUCUAAGCCAAAGAUUGAGGAUCUCCUUCAUGAGCGGCGACGUCCACGCUGGCGGCGUCGGUCUCUUCUAUCACCGCUCGUCUAUCGCGCCAAGCGCCGACUCGCGCUACAUGCUGGCCGUGAUUACGUCCGCCAUCGUCAACACACCACCCCCGCCGCAGGUCAUAUCGCUUUUGAACCGCCUCGCAAAGAAGAAGCACAAGAGUCUAUUCUACAUACACACCAAAGAGACGAUGGUGCCCCUUUUCGAGGAAGAUCUGGAGGGCAAGAAGCUCAAGACGGACAAGUACAUUAUCGGCGCGCGCAACUGGUGCGCCGUGACGCUUCAAGAGCAGACGGGCGAGCUCGAGUUUGACCUGCGCGUCGAAAAGGUGCGAGGUGGGGGCGAGACCAAGAGCUACGCCGUCAAGGCGCCGCCUCCGCGCUGGGAGGUGCCCAAGGAGCACCACCACUUUUUCCACCACCACAAGGAGGCCAACCCGCAGGCCGCGCCCCCGGCAACUCAGAAUGCGGCCGCGGCCUGA